Strongylocentrotus purpuratus (purple sea urchin) is the source of this 1099-nucleotide messenger RNA. RefSeq names its product dehydrogenase/reductase SDR family member on chromosome X-like. The record is from RefSeq and is a predicted model, not a curated record. The transcript has 8 exons. Bases 110 to 1099 code for a protein of 329 amino acids. Lineage: Eukaryota; Metazoa; Echinodermata; Echinoidea; Camarodonta; Strongylocentrotidae.
GACUGAAUAGACAUCGAUACGGGAUUAAAAUCAGAUACAAGUCAGUAAAUCAUCGUGUAUAUAAAGUAAAACAUCUCCGUUCUCAAUUUUAAACACUUUGUGCUAUACGAUGGGUACUAGUUGGACGUCACAAAAACCUGUUCCGGACGUCGAUCUUACUCAGAAGACCGUAAUUGUAACUGGAGCAAACACAGGAAUCGGAUAUGAGACGGCAAAAACAAUAGCCCAGCUGGGGGCAAAGGUCAUUGUGGCUUGUCGUUCCGAAGCCAAGGCAAAUGAAGCAAUGGAGAGAAUGAAAAUGGAACACAGCGAGGAGAAAGCUGAUGACAAGAAGUCAAAGGUCGAAAUCAAGGCCAAUGACCUUGAUGUCGAGUUCAUGACCCUUGACCUUUCGUCAAUCGCCAGCACGAUGAGCUUCGUAGAGGAGUUCAAAGCCAAAAGGCUCCCGCUUCACAUCCUAGUGUGCAACGCCGGCAUGGCAUACGGAGGGGAAGUCAAAACAGCUGACGGUUUUGAGCUCCACUUCCAGGUCAAUUACCUGUCGCACUUCCUUCUAACUCUCCAUUUACUUCCGGUGUUAAAAGCUUCCAGGGGCAAUGCCAAGAUCAUAUUGGUUUCGUCUAUGGCUUAUCGCGGUGCUGGUUGGCACGAAGACAAUAUGCAAUCGAUCAACAAAGGCCAACUGUCCAAAUAUGGAAGCACCAAGCUCUAUCAGAUUAUGGAGAUGUUUACAUUAGCAGAGAAGCUGGAUGGAUUUGGAAUCGGCGUGUUUUCACUGCACCCUGGUUUUGUCGAUACAGAUAUCGUUAAGAGGGAGAACCAACAGGUAUCUGGUUCCAUGAAGUUUUUUGUGGGCAUGCUAAGCUCAAUGGGGCUGGCACGAAACUCAUUUGACGGAGCCUUGACGACUAUCCACGCGGCUGUGAACCCGCAGUACGAUGGUAAGACUGCGCUCUAUCUCGAAAAUUCACAACCAACCAGUCUCCAUAACCCAUUAGCCACAGACAGAGACAAGCAAGAAUUCCUGUGGAAGUAUUCGCUCGAUUGCUUGAAGGAUUACAUCACUGAAGAUACGCUUAAAGAACUGACGUCACACUGA